CCACUGGCGCCGGCCAUCCGGCUGCGUCCGGACCGCUACUGCCUGGCCUGCCUGUGCGCGGCUGCCUCCAACUGCUCGCCGAACAUCGGCUGCCACCGGCGCGGCGUCGACAAGGUGUGCGGCCCGUUCCUCCUCACGGCCGACAUGUGGCGGCGCGCGCGCGCGGCCGACAGGACUGUCGUCGACCGCUUCUCCUACCUGGACUACCUCGCGUGCAGCAACGACACGGCGUGCGCGGCGGCGGUGAUCAGCGCGUUCGUGGCGGCGGAGGCGGGCGACUGCGAUGGUGACGGCCAGGUCACCUGCCGGGACUUCGGCGUGCUCACUCUGGCGGGGCCGGAGUCGUGUCGGGACGGCGGCCCGCGCCCAGGAAGGACGGCCACCGCCCAGCUGGGCUCGCUCGACCAGUGCCUGGCCGAUGUGGCCGCCAUGCUGCAGGCUCCGCCGCCCGGGCCUCACUGCUGAGUGUAUUCUCCGCCGACGUGGCCUGUGCACUGUGAAGGGUAGGCGGCCGUCCGGUCAGCAGACUCUCCUUAACCGGAGGUGGCUGACAAACCAUCGGCGCGGGCUGCGAAGGCGGGCGGUGACAGGGUCUGCGGGGGUCUCCGGAACUGGAGGAGCCCGCCCUGGCUGCUGACACCAACAUCAACACGUGCUGUGAUAACACGAGUUUGUCGAGUCGGCAGGAGGCAUCAAAUGGAACUAGCUGCUGAGACGAACAGCAGCGUGUGCUGUGAGGUCAGCAGGUAGCGAGCCGGCAGGUUAUAUGGAUUCUCCGCAACGGGAGAUAUCAGUGUAUAUUAGUGGCGAUCGGUUCCUAUGUUUUCAGUUCAGUUCUUGGCCAGAGGGCAGCGCCAGUGUAUAUGGGCAUUAUUCUCAGUGUUGCUCGUCGCAUUUCGCACUUGUGAUGGAGUUCAUAACAAAAAUGCACGGACGGUGCGCGUAUUCACCACUCAAUACACACAUUGA
This is a messenger RNA of Pollicipes pollicipes, 969 nucleotides long. Its product is annotated as invertebrate-type lysozyme 3. The annotation marks the transcript as partial. Gene Ontology annotation, molecular function: lysozyme activity. The transcript has a single exon. Lineage: Eukaryota; Metazoa; Arthropoda; Thecostraca; Pollicipedomorpha; Pollicipedidae. The record is from RefSeq and is a predicted model, not a curated record.